Messenger RNA from Paramecium sonneborni, 306 nucleotides. Lineage: Eukaryota; Ciliophora; Oligohymenophorea; Peniculida; Parameciidae. The record is from the annotation of a GenBank genome assembly.
AUGGAAGUUUUCACAUUACCAAUUUUUUAGAAGUUAAACAAAUUAUAAAAUUGUUAAGAAGAAGAAAUAAUUGAGCCUUUGGAUGAACCUGAACAUUAGCCAACUUGUGAAGAAUGUAAAAAAGUUUUUACUAAUAAUUCAAAACUUUAAAGACAUAUAAGAGAGAUCCAUUAAAAUUUGAAGCAAUUUCGAUGUGAAUAAUGUGGAAAAGAGUUUAAACGUUCUUAGCAUUUGAAAAGACAUCAAUUAACUCAUAGUGGAAGUCGACCAUUUGAAUGUGAAAGUACUAAAUAGAUUUGAGAUUGA